AUACAUCCAAAAGAGAGAGUGAAGGCAAAAAACAUUAAAGCGGAAAGAAAGGGGUAAAACAAUAAUAGAAACAGGAGAGAAGCAGAAGUAAGAAGUAGUAGAAGAAAGAAACAAAAGUACUUCUUCUUCUGCUCUCUUCUCAGAACUUGUUUUGUACUUUCUUCCUUCUUCCCUUCUUCUUCUUGUUGUGAGCUCCCUACCCCCCAAUCUUCACUUUCUUUUCACUCCUUCUUCAGGUGUGAGCAUUGUUCUGUUUAUGAGAGGCAACUGUAGCUGGGAAGCUCAAGAUUUUUGUUGUUAGCUGUGGGCCUUUUUUAUAUACCUGUGGGGAUAAAGAAACAAUCAUGGGCUUACUCUGCAGCAGAAGUCGACAUCAUACUGAAGAUACUGAAGAGGAUACACAGGCUGCUGAGAUCGAAAGACGGAUACAGCAAGAAGCAAAGGCUGAAAAGCAUAUUCGGAAGCUUCUGCUACUUGGUGCUGGAGAAUCUGGAAAAUCUACAAUUUUUAAGCAGAUAAAACUUCUCUUCCAAACGGGAUUUGAUGAAGGGGAACUAAAGAGCUAUGUUCCAGUGAUCCAUGCCAAUGUCUACCAGACUAUAAAAUUAUUGCAUGAUGGAACAAAGGAGUUUGCUCAAAAUGAAACAGAUUCUGCAAAAUAUAUGUUAUCCACUGAAAGUAUUGAAAUUGGGGAGAAGCUAUCUGAGAUUGGUGGUAGGUUAGACUAUCCACGUCUUACAAAGGACCUCGCUGAGGGAAUAGAAACACUAUGGAAGGAUCCUGCAAUCCAGGAAACAUGUGCUCGUGGUAAUGAAAUUCAAGUUCCUGAUUGUACGAAAUAUCUGAUGGAGAACUUGAAGAGACUAUCAGAUAUAAAUUAUAUUCCAACAAAGGAGGACAUUCUUUAUGCAAGAGUUCGUACAACUGGUGUCGUGGAAAUACAGUUCAGCCCUGUGGGAGAGAAUAAGAAAAGUGGUGAAGUCUACCGGUUAUUUGACGUGGGUGGACAGAGAAAUGAGAGGAGGAAAUGGAUUCAUCUGUUUGAAGGUGUAACUGCUGUGAUAUUUUGUGCUGCCAUCAGCGAGUACGACCAAACGCUCUUUGAGGACGAGCAGAAAAACAGAAUGAUGGAGACCAAGGAAUUAUUCGACUGGGUUCUGAAACAGCCCUGUUUCGAGGUUUGUGAAGAAGAAGUUUGAGGAAUUAUAUUACCAGAACACGGCGCCGGAUAGAGUGGACAGGGUAUUCAAAAUCUACAGGACGACGGCUUUGGACCAGAAGCUUGUAAAGAAAACGUUCAAGCUUGUAGAUGAGACGCUAAGAAGGAGAAAUCUAUUGGAGGCUGGCCUUUUAUGACCUUAUUAUUAUAACUCUCAAGUAAAUUACUUACCUCUCCUUUUUUUAUAUAUAAGAAAAAUUCAAAACCUGAAUGACGACCUGUGUAAUUCAUCUAUCGGGACAACAAAACAAAAAAAAAAAACUUGCCGAUUCGAAA
Camelina sativa (false flax) is the source of this 1495-nucleotide messenger RNA. NCBI's taxonomy places the organism in Eukaryota, Viridiplantae, Streptophyta, Magnoliopsida, Brassicales, Brassicaceae. The record is from RefSeq and is a predicted model, not a curated record.